Solea solea (common sole) is the source of this 2111-nucleotide messenger RNA. RefSeq names its product C1q and TNF related 6b (gene c1qtnf6b). The transcript is spliced from 3 exons. The coding region runs from base 152 to 880 and encodes 242 amino acids. The record is from RefSeq and is a predicted model, not a curated record. Gene Ontology annotation, molecular function: protein binding. NCBI's taxonomy places the organism in Eukaryota, Metazoa, Chordata, Actinopteri, Pleuronectiformes, Soleidae.
AGGGAGGGAGAGAGAGAGAGCGUGCCUGGAGAGAGCAAGAGAGCAAGAGAGGUUUCUCCUCAGUAGUUUUCUCCUCCUUUCUUCCUGACACCAGCAGUCUGUUCUUCCUCUUCUGCUGUGGUGUGUGAAACUGCACCAGGUUGUCAUAGUCAUGUUGGUGGUUGGCGCCAAGCUGCUUUUGCUCUUCCCCCUGGUUUGCUGUGUCCCCUCCCCGUCCAGGCCACCGACCAGACACUGCAGGCGGUGCUGUGAUCAGCAGGAGCCGUCAGCGGCCACAGGUCAAUACCAGAUGCCAGAGGUCCGCACAGUCAUCAACAUGACCAUCCUCAAAGGUGAUAAAGGAGAGAAAGGAGACAAAGGUACCCCCGGGAAACCAGGUCUGGAGGGUCCUCCUGGUUUCCGAGGACCCCUAGGCCUUAAAGGCAGCAAAGGGCAGGCAGGGGCCCCCGGAGACGCCUGCAAGAUCCCUCAGUCGACCUUUUCAGUGGGACGCCGAAAGGCCCUGCACAGCAUUGACUACUAUCAGGCGCUGGUGUUCGACACGGUGUUCGUCAACCUUCACGAGCACUUCAACAUGUUCAAGGGCAAGUUCUACUGCUACGUGCCGGGGAUCUACUUCUUCAACGUCAACAUCCACACCUGGAACUUCAAGGAGACCUACCUCCACCUGAUGCACAACGACAAGGAGCAGGUGAUCCUCUAUGCGCAGCCCAGUGAGAGGUCCAUCAUGCAGAGUCAGAGCGUCAUGCUGGACCUGGCCCUGAACGACGAGGUGUGGGUGCGACUCUACAAGAGGGAGCGGGAGAACGCCAUUUACAGCGACGACGUGGAUGUUUACAUCACCUUCAAUGGAUACCUAGUGGCACCGAGCAUCCAGUGAAAAUACGACAGACAGAAUAACAGGAGGUCUGGAAAAAGAAAAAUCUCGGAGGUGGAUUAUUGUUAGUAUUUUUUUUUUUUUGCCAUGGAUACUGCUUUGCCCCAAGAAAGAACUACUUUUGAGGAAGUUUGGUGCUUUUUUAAAAUUCCUUCCUUUCAUCCCAGAGAGCUACAUACCAUGGUUUCCAAAAUCAUGGACUGCCCAUUUCAAAAGAAAUUUUAAAAUAAUAAAGGUAAUGCAGCACACAAUUAGGAAAGAAUGUGUCCUUGUAUUAGAAUUACACUGUUGUGUGAAGCCAAAUGUCUUUUGUACUUCUGUGCUGUACUAGUUAUUCCUUCUUUUCAGGGACUUUGUGUAAAAGAAAAGAAAAAAAGUUCUUUCACUUAACAGGAAUCACAAAAAUAACAAAUGUGCAAUCAUUUAUAGAGCAAUUUUGCUAUGAUGGUUCUAAUGUGUUUCGGGUGGCUGCUGUCAGAGCUGAAACACAUGUUUACGUGGUGCCUUUCAGAAGACUUCAAGGGUCAGUUAAAAAAUAAAAAAGAAACCUUGCCUUGCCCUGCUUAUAGUGAGGGUGUGUAACUGUGCAAAUAGUUUAAACGUUCUAUUCUUGCAGCUAAGACAUGCUACAUAAAGACUGAACAUUUAAGAGGUUUCCUAACAUGCCCCACAAGUUCUUGACCCGGUUCAAAUUAUUGUCUAAUUGGGUGGAAUAAAUUAUUUCUAAAUCAUGGUAAUUGAAGCAUUUAAAAGUAAUUAUUUCUUUUGGAAUUGUGUCAUUCCAUUUGUCCCUCUGAUAUUUUUUUUAAUUAUAAGUAUUACUAUAAUAAUUGCUUUUUUUUGACUAGAGGUGUAUGACAGCACAUCACCAGCUACAUUUUAGUUGUGGAACCAUUCCACUCAGGUUCCUUCUUUUGGAAAUUAACUCUUACAUGUGUCACACCCUUCCUCCACGUUCACGUUCACGUUCAUGGUGCUGAGUCUUUUAUCUGUUGUGUAGUUGUCGUUUUUUAACUGACCCUUUAAACACGAACACAUCCCAACAUAUCGAAAUAAAUAAAAAAAACAACUGUGGUGCUUUAUUAUCAAAUGCAGGGAUGCAUUAUUUAAAAGAAAAAGGUUAAAUAUCAUGAAUUCUUGGAGAUGUUGAACUGCAGAGCAGUUGAUGUAAAUAGCUGUAUAUUUGGCUGUCUAUAACUCAAUACAAUACCUGUGCUAUGCUGUUGAAGCUGGA